AUGCUGAUCUCUACUGGACAGUCAUGGUUCAUCGGGUAUAUGUCCCUUCAGCUCUUGUUGCUGUCUUUCAUUGCGGCCACUUCAAGCUCAGUGAAGCGCUUGCGCGAUUCAAUAGACGACGAGUUCCCCCCUCUCCAGCUUCUUGCUCCAACGUGCGCUGCGCAUGCGCAAUGGAAUGUUGAUAGGAUACACAAAGAUGCAGAAUUCCGACAGCGUCAAUUAGACCAGAAAUUAUUCGAGGAAUGGUUGAACGAUGAGCGAUGGAAGAACGAACCAUUGGCCGACUGCGAAGCUGUCUGUGCGGAGCGUGCUGCUGAUUUAGUUUACAGCAUUGCUUGGUCCCUGGCAGAUCCUUGCAUACACGUCAUGGACACACAGGACUCCGCAUCCUGGGAUAUCUUCUUCCGACACCCGGUAGAGCCACGGGAGGAGUCGGAUGGGAGCAGUCAUGUGUGUCUAUGUAAAAUCGGAAUGGCCUUGCAGCGAGUGAUCACACGGCAUCCGCUUCAAUCAGACGAUGCGAGCACCUCUGCAAGCACUUCCUCUCCUUCGGCCCCUGUCUUCGACAAUGAGUAUUGUGAAUUGUGGAAGAUGCCAGUCCGAAUCAUCGAUUCCGAAAAAGUGCUUCAGCGGCAGGCAUGGUACCCCAAGCCUUCCUACGUAGGCGAUCGCACAACUCACACCUUGCAGGAUAGAGGUUGGCAAAAGAGCAAAAGCUUCAACAGCCGCGUCAAAUGCAAUGCAAAAUUUCAGCCUUUCUUAGCCUACCGGAACGGGGCCAUCAAGCCUGAUGGUCUUCUUCUCCCUCACUCGAGCAACUGCACCAUCAAAUUUCACGGUGGAAACGGAUCACAGUCAAACUACGCCAUGCUCUGCUGCAAAGGAGACCACAUGGCUCUGAUCAUAGAGCGCAUUAAUCUCUUGCACUCAACGAAUCCAAGAAGUGAUUACUUUAAACACAUUAGCAACACUUACCAAGAUCUAUGCACGCAGUUUGGAAUCCCUGAUUCGAUUGCAAACCUCAUCGCAGAGAAAACUGGUUCAGAUAUAUUGCUGGGAUGGCAGUGGUCUCAAAUGAAAUUCAUGUAA
Molecule: messenger RNA, 1089 nt
Organism: Protomyces lactucae-debilis
Lineage: Eukaryota; Fungi; Ascomycota; Taphrinomycetes; Taphrinales; Protomycetaceae
Exons: 2
Coding region: 1-1089 (362 amino acids)
Source: RefSeq, a predicted model, not a curated record